GAUAACAAGACCCAACGUUUCUUCGAUCAGACGGUCACCGACCUCCCUUUCUUCCUCACUCUCGAGCCAACUGAUCGUCCCCCGGCGUCUCGUCGCCACCGCUCCUCUGCACAUUUCAAUGUGAUGGAGACGGGGUACGACUUCAUUCUCGGCACUCCGUGGUCUCGUCGGUUUUGCAGCACCGAGGCCGAUUGGGCGACCAACACUCUCGUUCUCAAAACGAAGUGUGGACAGACGUAUCGCGUACCUUUCAUAGGUACCACUGCGACACCACGCCUCGAUCCCCCUCCCGCGGAGCCUUCCGUGCCCACACCAUCUCCUUCUAUCACUGUCACCUCGCCUCGGCAGUUCGCCCACUUCAUCCGACAGGACGACGUCACCUUCUUUAUGGUGAACGUGACGGAUCUCUUACACUAUGAUCCACCCUGUCCUGACGUCGAGCUCAUCCCUCUGGAGCCAGAUCCUCCUUCUAUCUCAGUGGCUCUCAUCUCUACUUCCCACCCUCCGUCGUUCGCCGAGUCCACCCCACCGUCGCUUGCUGACGCUGACGCUGAGGAACUCGCACGAUAUACGGCUGACCUGGAGCCAGCAGUUCGUGACCUCAUUCGAGAGUACCACGACGUUUUUCCGUCGUCGUUCUCGUACACUGGCAUCCCACCGAUGCGCGACGUCGAACACUCCAUCCAGCUCGUGCCUGACUAUCGUGYUCACCACCAGGCACCCUACAGACUCUCGAUCCCCGAGGCCACCGAACUCAAGCGUCAGCUUGAGAAGCUCCUGAGACUGGGUUUCAUUAAACCCARCAACUCCCCGUGGGGUGCACCCGUCCUCUUUGCUCGCAAAGCGGAUGGAACCCUCCGUCUCUGCAUCGACUAUCGCGGUCUCAACCGCUACACGGUUAAGAACAGCUACCCCAUAUCUCGUUCCGGUGAGUUGUUCGACCGCCUAGCAGACAACCGCUACUUUACGAAGAAUGAUCUUCGUAGCGGUUACCAUCAGAUCCGCGUCGCUGCAGCGGACCAGCCGAAGACAGCGUUCCGAUCGCGCUUCAGCUACUAUGAGUUUACGGUGAUGCCAUUCGGCCUCACCAACGCACCCGCUACCUUCCAGAGGGUGACGAAUGACAUCUUCAGGGACAUCCUGGAGCAAUACGUUCUCGUUUACUUUGACGAUAUCCUGGUCUACAGUCGUACCCUUGAGGAGCACCUCAGACACCUCCGCGACGUCCUUGACCGCUUGCGCAGACAUGGCUUCUACGCCAAGCUGAGCAAGUGCCGCUUUGCCCGGCACAAAGUGGAUUUCUUAGGACACUACGUGUCUGAUUAGGGUCUCGACAUGGACGACGCGAAGAUCACUGCUAUUGCGAAGUUGCCCGUUCCCACAUCCGCCAAGCAGCUUCGCAGCU
Chara braunii is the source of this 1405-nucleotide messenger RNA. NCBI's taxonomy places the organism in Eukaryota, Viridiplantae, Streptophyta, Charophyceae, Charales, Characeae. The record is from the annotation of a GenBank genome assembly.